AUGAGUCGUAAUGGUUCAAACAACUUUGUGAACGAUUUCAAUUCUCCAAACUCCAACUUUUUAAACACCAAUAGUUCGUCAACGACGCCGUUUACCAACGACAGCAACGGCAAUCUAAACACAGGCCACGAGGAUUUUGGUAAUUUCAACGACUUCAGCACGAGUGGCAAUACCAAUGGGUACAACGAGGACUGGGACCAGAUAAGCCAAAAUGUUGUAGGAAAUGCCCGCGGGCCGGAAACUAACAUCCAAUAUACGAAUUCACUGAGCAAUUUCGGCUUUGUAGAUACCAACAAUACCGACAUUCAGCCAACACAGUCCCCUGCUGGUAAUUUUUUGAACCCCGUGGACCUCGAGGAGUUUGACAAGCAGUUCAUCGACAGUUUGAUGGAUGAAAGCGUGUCAAACAACAACAACAUGGGCAGCACCAAUGAUAUGAACCGUGAUGCUACCUCUAGAAACCCUGUUGAUAUCAAUAUCAACGGUUUGCCGAUCGUCCCCAACAACUUCUCGAUGAACACUGUGAAUAACAGCUCCAACAAUAACGAGUCUCUUUCCAACUCAGUGUACCAAAGUCCUCAGCCAAUAUCAACCUCGCUUGCCAGAGACUCUUCCUCCUUGCGGACUGAUGCGUUUUCUCCUCAGUCUUUGGGGUUUUCCACCAAUUUCACCAGCCACAAGCUCGGAAAGACUAUUUCGAACACGUUAGCGAAGAGCUAUGGUUCCCAGCUUGGCACCUCACUCAAUAAUCUGAUAUCACCAUCCUCCACCUACGAGGGUUUCCUUGACUCCCCUUAUGGCUCAUACAAUGAUGAUAGUUUGAAGUCUCCUAUAAACUCACCAUCUUUUAAAGGCAUCGGCUCCCCGUCCUCGGUUGCUACGCAUCUGAACCCUAAAAGUGCGUUGAGUAAAGAAAAUAAACUGUCAAGAAGAAGAGAACUACACAAUGCAGUUGAAAGAAGAAGACGUGAUUUAAUUAAGGAAAAGAUAAAAGAGCUAGGAGCCUUGAUACCUCCAUCCAUGCUGUAUGACAUAUCGAAGUCUAAAAACACAAAUAAAGACACCAAAGCAAAUAAGAACAUCAUCUUAAAUAAGAGUGUGGACUAUAUACUUUAUUUGAAGGAAAUUCUAGAAGCUCAGGAUAAGAGACUCGCAGAAUUGGAUGAACAAGUAGAACAACUCAAUUUAAAUGAUAAACUCGCCGAAGAAAGUGAAGCCUUUAACAAUAAAAAUAAUACGACCGAAAACUACACAUAUGAUAAUAGUAUUUCUCCAAACAACGCUGAUAUGAACGAAUCCCACAGGGGGGGAAAUGGUCCAAAUACGGAUCUGGAUAGUUUCCAAAAAAAUUUAAAGGCGUUUACAGAGAACGUCGACAUCAAGCCUAGUGAAUCGAAGUUGAAGUUCAUGGACUUUUCUAAUGCUCAUUCUGAGCCUGUGGAUUUCAAGCAACUUUCAGAGUCCUAUAAAAAGUAUCCGAGAGCUGAUAACAUGGAUCCACUUCUCAAUUUGGAACAAGUCGAUUUGAAUCAAAAUAAUAAUGCAAAUGAUAACUUUGAUGGACGGCUUUCGUUCAGUACCAAGCACAAUGAAUUCGAUAACUUAAACAGCAUACCGUCACCGGUAUCAAACUUUAACAAUAAUAAUACAAACAAGUCGGAAGAAAUUGCUUCUCCAGAGGAUUUGGAUCGGCUGCUGAAUGAGCCAGGACUGAAGUUCAAAAGCGAUGCCGAAUUUCUUGACCAACUGCUUUCUAAGGAGUCUGUUGGUGGGUUUGGCAACUAA
Messenger RNA from Pichia membranifaciens NRRL Y-2026, 1785 nucleotides. RefSeq lists its product as hypothetical. Gene Ontology annotation, biological process: regulation of transcription by RNA polymerase II. Lineage: Eukaryota; Fungi; Ascomycota; Pichiomycetes; Pichiales; Pichiaceae. Gene Ontology annotation, molecular function: protein dimerization activity; RNA polymerase II cis-regulatory region sequence-specific DNA binding; DNA-binding transcription factor activity, RNA polymerase II-specific. The coding region runs from base 1 to 1785 and encodes 594 amino acids. The transcript has a single exon. The record is from RefSeq and is a predicted model, not a curated record.